AUGGCCAACCUCAAUCAGGAGGCGAACCCACACGGGCGCCCGGAAUGUGUCACGUGCUGCGCGGCAUUCAGCUUCUCCGAGGCCGGUUUCGCGGACCGAAUCAGCGGCCUCCCCGACGCGGUCCUCCGCAACAUCGUCUCGCGUCUCGAGCUCAAGGAUGCCGCACGCACCACCGUCCUCUCCCGCCGCUGGCGCCCGAUCUGGCGCCCCCCCUCCCCGCUCGUCCUCGUCGACUUGCUCGCCCUCACCGACUCGGUCUCCCGCAUCUUCGCCGGUCACCCCGGGGGGCUGUUGUAUCCACACGGGCGCCGGGGAUUGAAUCCACACGGCCUGGAAGGGAUGACGUGCCGCGCGCGCUUCAGCUUCCUCUACAUCCCCUGCCCGCCGCUCGUGUCUCUCGACGCCCAUCUCUCCGCCCUCGUCUCAGAGGCCGGCGGCGCGGACCGAAUCAGCGGCCUCCCCGACGCGGUCCUCCGCAACAUCGUCUCGCGCCUCGAACUCAAGGAGGCCGCACGCACCGCCGUCCUCUCCCGCCGUUGGCGCCCGAUCUGGCGCUCCGCCCCGCUCGUCCUCGUCGACCUAUGUCUCUUUCCAGCUGAAUUGGACUCCGGGGGAUCCCAUCACCGUCGCUUGCUCGCCCUCUACGACUCGGUCUCCCGCAUCCUUGCCGAUCACCCCGGGCCGUUCAGCUGCGUCUACCUCGGGACCUUGUACCGAGACCAGCUCGACCGCUGGCUCCUGCUUCUCGGCAUCAAGGGCGUGGAGCAGCUCGUGCUAAUCAACAACUACUGGCGCAAGCCCCUCCCCUCCCACAUCUUCGGCUUGGGUAACCUCACCCGCCUCCACCUUGCCCUCUGGAGGUUCCCUGACACUGCCGGCCUGCCGCCUGGCGUCGCCUUUCUAUCCCUCCGCGAGCUCGAACUCUCGGAGGUCUUCAUCAACAACAAGGACCUCGAUUUCCUCCUCUCCAGGAGCCGAAAGCUCGAAAUCCUUAACUGCACCGGCAACCUGGCUCCGCUUCGCCUCCAGCUGGUCAGCCACAGCCUCCGGUGCCUGCAGAUUCAGGGGUCCAAUGUGGAGGACAUUGCAGUGGUGGACGCCCCACGCCUCGAGCGGCUCAUCCUACCUGGAAAUUGGGCACACACACACUCCAGAGUAAUGAUUGAGCAUGCCCCAGAGCUAUGCAUAUUUGGAACCUUCGAGCCUGGAAAGCACGGGCUGCAGAUCAGUAACACUCUCAUCAAGGCUGAGAUGUUGGUGAGCCCAAGUGCCGUGGUCCCAACUGUCAAGAUCCUGGCAAUUCAGGUGCGGCUUGCAGUCCACAAUGAUGUCAAGAGGCUACCUAGCUACCUCAGAUGCUUUCCCAGUGUUGAGAGUCUGCACAUCCAGUCCUUGAAAAGCAUUAAACCCGCCAGGAAGCGCACCCUCAAAAUAUGGCAAAAGGUCAGUGCUAUUGAAUGCGUCAAGUCACAGAUCAGGUUGAUGGUAUUCCAUGAUUUCAGAGGGUAUGCAUGUGAGAUCUCCUUCCUCAAGUCUUUUGCCCAGAGGACUCAAAAGCUGGAAACGAUGGUGAUUGUGGUUGCAUAUGGAUGCUUUAGUUCACCUUCUGAGGCUCGAUUGAAACUGGAGCCCCUGUUUUUCGCAAAAAGGGAAACCAGUUAUUUGCUAAAGCUCUAUUUUCCAACCCAUAAAGGUGCUGGACCUUGGGACUUGGCAAGUGGGUCUGACUUUUUGAAUAGUGAUCCUUUCCUGUUCUCUGUUGGGCAAGUUCCAAAAACCUACGCUGCAGAAGUAGGCAAGGAAGGAGGACGAAGUCGUUGGAUGCCAAAGAUGGAAACAAAGCUGUCUGCCAUGUAUGGCCCAAGAUGGCUGGAGGGAGUACAGGAGAAGCCCAACUUGCUGAAGGGGAAAGACUACUAUAGAGAGAGAAGGGAGAGACAGGGAGAGGUAGGGGAGACAGAAGACGUUGGCCGGGUUGUCUCGAGGCGGCGGCAGAGGCCCAUUGUACCUGAUCUCGCAUAAUUCUGGUUCUAAACACGUCCAGUACACUAAAUCAAGAGUCAUGGAGUGAUAAUCGAGACAUUACAGUUCAUGAUAGUGACUAGUAACCAGUGUUUACACUUUGACAAGUUAUGUUUUCUGGACGACAGGCAUAAGGUUGCUCGUAAAUUCUGUUAUUUCUUUAGUGCCCAGUUUCUGUUGUUAUAUUAUUCAAUAUUCACAUUAGGCCCUGUUUGGUUGAUUGGCAUUUCUUUAAGAGUAACCCGUCGAUGUUCUCCCGAUGGGGUCUCUUGAAUGAGUUUCA
Messenger RNA from Sorghum bicolor (sorghum), 2305 nucleotides. RefSeq names its product F-box/LRR-repeat protein At1g06630. The transcript has 4 exons. The coding region runs from base 1 to 2022 and encodes 673 amino acids. The record is from RefSeq and is a predicted model, not a curated record. NCBI's taxonomy places the organism in Eukaryota, Viridiplantae, Streptophyta, Magnoliopsida, Poales, Poaceae. Gene Ontology annotation, molecular function: protein binding.